Molecule: messenger RNA, 705 nt
Organism: Nicotiana attenuata
Lineage: Eukaryota; Viridiplantae; Streptophyta; Magnoliopsida; Solanales; Solanaceae
Exons: 2
Coding region: 1-705 (234 amino acids)
Source: RefSeq, a predicted model, not a curated record
AUGAUAUUGAAGCAAUGGGAACCUAAAUUCCAAAUGAGUAAGGAGAAAACCAGGAACAUUCCAAUUUGGGUGAUGUUCCCAGGGCUGCCAGUAGAGUAUUGGACAAAGGAAAAUUUAGGUCGAAUAGCGAGUUGUAUUGGGAAACCUAUAUGCUCUGAUAGGUUAACUGAAGAAGAGUUGCCAAAUGUACUAGUAAUUGAAGAGGAAGAGGGUAUAUACAGGGAACAAGAACUAGAGUAUGAGUGGAAACCAGAUUUCUGUGAUGCUUGCUUCCAAAUAGGCAAACAUGAAGUUAAUUGUGAAAAAGCCCCAAGUGAGAAACAAAAAUACAGAGAAGAGAAACAGAAUAGACAAGCUGGAAUGAAGCAACAAAAGAAGAUGCAAUGGAAAGUAAAAGCCACAGUGGAGCAAGGAGGAACAACAAAGGUGCAGGAAAAAGCAAUACCGCAGGAUAAGGAGAUGAAUGAUCAGGGGAAGGAACAACAAGAAAAUCAGAACAGUGAAACUCAAGAGGAGAUUUUUCAGCCACAGCAAAGAUCAAAAGGAAAGCAAAAGAUGAAGGUAAGCAACAAAAAAGUACUGAAUGGUCAUGAGAUAGAACAGCUGUUAAUGACUAACAGAUACAGUACAUUGAGGAUACAAGAGCCUAGCAGCACUGUUAGAAGGGCUGAAGGGAUUGACCUCAAUGAGGAAAAUCCCCCAUGA